This is a messenger RNA of Peronospora farinosa, 381 nucleotides long. The record is from the annotation of a GenBank genome assembly. NCBI's taxonomy places the organism in Eukaryota, Oomycota, Peronosporomycetes, Peronosporales, Peronosporaceae.
AUGGGUCGCUGCAAAGGCGCCAUGCAGUGCAACUCGAAGCGCACGCGCCGCGAUGAUUCGCAGCCGUCGCAAAGUGCUUCAGGCAGUGAGACGAAUCUUCCUUCUCACUAUAAUGUGGAUGAAGAUCCAUCUCUCAUUGUAGACUACAAUAAGAGCACGCCAUUCCCAUCACCCCGAAGUGGAUAUGAGCAAAGCGCGUUAAUGGGACAUAUGUCCCCAUCAUUUGAGGCACCCGUCCUUGAGGAAGCUUGUAUGCUUCCUGCAAGCGAAGGUAAGACCUCGUCGCCUGCGCCUACGAGCGCAGCGACUAAGAAUGAGCGCGCUACUCCAAAAAAAGCAGUCGCGACUCAAUUAGAUGUAACUUCUCAAGCUGAUGCAUAA